GCGAAGCCAAUUCAGAAGCGACCCGAACCGCCGAAAUGGAGGUUCUCUGCAAAUUUUUAACAGUGUGCUUGCUGCUUGCCGGCGCUCAGGCCUUCACAAGAGCACAACCCGCCAAGGAGCUCUCCUGGCAGUCCCUGUUCUUCGAUGCCGUGUCUGGAAACCUGCAGGAGCCCCAGGCUGAUGAGCUCGUUAACCUGGAGGAGUGCACUGCCCUCUACACAGUGGACAACAUCGAGAUUCUGCUGACGGCUGGCUACAAGAUUCGUCGUUGCAACAAAGUGGAAGCCAAGGAUAUCGAGAGAUAUCUGGAGCGUCAGGAUGCCGUCUACACGAAGCACUCCUUUGAAAGGGAGUUGAUUGGAUGCUCAUUCCAGGAAUCGGAGCGCAGCACCCGCGAUUGCUACGUUGAUACCGUCCUGAAUCUGUUCAGCUCGGUGCGUCCCAACCGCUACGAUCAUCGUCGCCGAAGGGCCUGCAUUCUCCGUGAGGUGGAGAAGGCGGCGGUCAAGCUGGACGCAGCCUCCAUCGCACUGGCCAACUGCCUUGCCCAGUCGCAGCCGCAGCCACAGCCGCCCCAGAACAGCACCCUGCCCCCUCCGCCCCAGAACACCACCGCCGGCGGACCUGGCUGGAACUCCACCUACUGGCCCAAUACGAACACCACCCCCAACUUCACCACACCCAACUUCAACACACCCAACUUCACCACCACCACUGCCAUUCCUAACUGGAAUUCCACUGAAGGUCCCUGGUGGGGAAACAAUUCAACUCAAGGUCCGUGGGGAGGAAACAACUCCACUCAAGGUCCUUGGGGAAACACUACUACUGAGGGUCCUUGGUGGGGCAACAACUCCACUCAAGGUCCAUGGGGAGGAAACAACUCCACUCAAGGUCCUUGGGGAGGAAACAACUCGACUCAAGGUCCCUGGUUAAGUACUACCACUCAAGGUCCUUGGUGGGGCAACAACUCGACUCAAGGUCCAUGGGGAGGAAACAACUCGACUCAAGGUCCCUGGGGAAACACUACUACUGAGGGUCCUUGGUGGGGCAACAACUCCACUCAAGGUCCAUGGGGAGGAAACAACUCCACUCAAGGUCCUUGGGGAGGAAACAACUCGACUCAAGGUCCCUGGGGAAACACUACUACUGAGGGUCCUUGGUGGGGCAACAACUCCACUCAAGGUCCAUGGGGAGGAAACAACUCCACUCAAGGUCCUUGGGGAGGAAACAACUCGACUCAAGGUCCCUGGGGAAACACUACUACUGAGGGUCCUUGGUGGGGCAACAACUCCACUCAAGGUCCAUGGGGAGGAAACAACUCGACUCAAGGUCCCUGGCUAAGUACUACCACUCAAGGUCCUUGGUGGGGCAACAACUCGACUCAAGGUCCCUGGGGAGGAAACAACUCCACUCAAGGUCCUUGGGGAGGAAACAACUCGACUCAAGGUCCCUGGUUAAGUACUACCACUCAAGGUCCUUGGUGGGGCAACAACUCGACUCAAGGUCCAUGGGGAGGAAACAACUCCACUCAAGGUCCUUGGGGAGGAAACAACUCGACUCAAGGUCCCUGGUUAAGUACUACCACUCAAGGUCCUUGGUGGGGCAACAACUCGACUCAAGGUCCAUGGGGAGGAAACAACUCCACUCAAGGUCCUUGGGGAGGAAACAACUCGACUCAAGGUCCCUGGUUAAGUACUACCACUCAAGGUCCUUGGUGGGGCAACAACUCCACUCAAGGUCCUUGGGGAGGAAACUCCACCCAGGGUCCAUGGGGAGGAAACAACUCGACUCAAGGUCCCUGGGGAAACUCUACUACUGAGGGUCCUUGGUGGGGCAACAACUCCACUCAAGGUCCAUGGGGAGGAAACAACUCCACUCAAGGUCCAUGGGGAGGAAACAACUCGACUCAAGGUCCUUGGGGACGAAACUCCACCCAGGGUCCGUGGUGGACCAACUCGACCCAGGCACCCGGCUUGAACUCCACGGAAGCUCCGUGGUGGACCAACACAACUGCCAGCUGGAACAGCACCACUCUUCGCCCCAAUGGCAACAGCACUCAAGGACCGUGGUUGGGAAACUCUACCCAGGGACCCUGGAACACCACUGAAGCUCCCUGGUGGAACAACAACAGCACUGCCGUCUGGAACACCACCACCGUCGACGACACCACUACCACCGAGGGGAACUGGUUCGAUCACCUUCUGAACGAGAUCGGAAACCUCUUCUAGACCCGUAAAGCCACGAGAAGCUCAUCCCAACUCAUGGGCGGGAUGGACAAUAGACUAAGCUCUGCGCCAGAAAAUAAAUAAACUUAUCAGCAUUGAAAA
Molecule: messenger RNA, 2327 nt
Organism: Drosophila rhopaloa
Lineage: Eukaryota; Metazoa; Arthropoda; Insecta; Diptera; Drosophilidae
Product: bifunctional endo-1,4-beta-xylanase XylA
Exons: 3
Coding region: 36-2228 (730 amino acids)
Source: RefSeq, a predicted model, not a curated record